UCAUCAUAAGCAGCCGGGCAUCAUGAGCAUCUACCGGCGCAUGGAGAACUGGUGCUUCAUAAGCGGACUUGGCGUUUUUGCGCUCUUGAUAGUGGGACUGACCGCUGACAGCUCGCCUCAUCACUCACCUGACGAGAGGAGAUUGAAAAGUUCUCUCACCAAACUGGAACACUACCAGAUCAUUGUACCACUACUGCUGGAAGGAACUGAACAGCGACCAAUAAGCUGGCUCCGCUCCAGGACUCCUCCUGCUUCACUGUGCAUCCUGAUCCAAACAGAAGGAAAGCAGCUGAUUUUGUCUGUAGAGAAAAACCAUGGCCUCUUUGCCAGCCAUUACACUGAGACACACUACAAGGAGGAUGGACAAACUGUUUCUUGUUCCCACAACUCUACGAUGAAUUGUUAUUACCAUGGCAAAGUCCAAGGGCACGCCCAUUCUGAUGUCACCCUCAGUACUUGCUCUGGUAUCAGAGGGUUCAUCUUACUUGAAAAUAAAACACUGAUGGUGGAGCCAGCUUUCGAGCCAGCAAACGACACACAUGUGAUCUACGAUGGACAGCACCUACACUUCCCCUCUGGAUCUUGCGGACAUGGACACAACAUAUCUACUGUCAGCCAUGCCAGUGCUGGAGAACUGCCACAAUUAUUCAGCCCAAGGCAUAAAAGAGAUGUUCAGGAGACCACCAAAUAUGUGGAACUCAUCAUAGUAGCAGACAACAGAGAGUUCCAGAAACAAGGAAAAGAUGUGGAGAAGGUCAAACAGAGACUUGCUGAGAUCGCCAACUAUGUGGACAAGUUUUACAGGGUGCUGAAUAUUCGUGUUGCUUUGGUGGGACUGGAGGUUUGGAGUGAUGCUGAUAAGUGUGCCAUCACCCAAGACCCCUUCACAACCCUCCAUGAGUUUUUGGACUGGAGAAAACUUCGACUGCUGCCACAGCGGGCACAUGAUAAUGCCCAACUUAUAAGUGGGGUGUACUUCCAGGGCACCACAAUAGGCAUGGCUCCCAUUAUGAGUAUGUGUACCGCGGAGCAGUCGGGAGGCAUUGUCAUGGAUCACUCCGACAAUCCUCUUGGAGCUGCUGUGACUUUGGCCCAUGAGUUGGGCCACAACUUUGGAAUGAACCACGACACACCAGAGCGGGGGUGCGGCUGUAGGAUGACUGUUGACCGUGGCGGCUGCAUCAUGACUCCCUCAACAGGGUACCCGUUUCCCACUGUGUUCAGUACCUGCAGUAAGAAGGAUCUGGUGGCCAGUCUGGAGAAAGGGGUUGGCAUGUGUUUGUAUAAUAUGCCUGAAGUCAAAAUGAUCUACGGGGGACAGAAAUGUGGCAAUGGAUACAUCGAGGAAGGAGAAGAGUGUGACUGUGGAGAGCCAGAGGAGUGUAUGAACCCCUGCUGUAACGCUACAACGUGCACUCUCAAGGGAGAUGCUGUGUGUGCCCAUGGACAGUGCUGUGAAGACUGCCAGUUAAAACCAGCAGGGACCCCUUGUAGAGAGGCCAGUAACUCAUGUGACCUGCCCGAGUUCUGUACCGGUACCAACCCCCACUGCCCUGCCAAUGUGUACUUGCACGAUGGGCAUGCGUGCCACAAUAUGGAUGGUUACUGCUACAAUGGCAUCUGCCAGACCCACGAGCAGCAGUGCAUCACCCUAUGGGGACCAGGAGCAAAACCUGCCCCUGGGAUCUGUUUUGAAAGGGUAAACUCUGCAGGCGAUCCCUAUGGAAAUUGUGGAAAAGACUCCAAAGGCUCCUUCGCUAAAUGUGAAGCAAGGGAUGCUAAGUGUGGAAAAAUUCAGUGCCAAGGGGGUGCCAACAGGCCAGUGAUCGGAACCAAUGCUGUUUCCAUAGAGACAAAUAUACCUCUCCAGGAGGGUGGGCGUAUUCUUUGUCGUGGAACACAUGUGUACCUCGGUGACGAUAUGCCCGAUCCAGGACUGGUGUUGGCAGGCACUAAGUGUGCUGAGGGCAUGAUAUGUUUGAACAGGCAGUGUCAGAAUGUCAGUGUGUUUGGUGUGCACAAGUGCUCUGCGAAGUGUAGUGGAAGAGGGGAAUGCAACAACAAGAAGAACUGCCACUGUGAAGCUCUCUGGGCACCUCCAUUCUGCGAUAGGGCGGGGUUUGGUGGCAGCGUGGACAGUGGACCAAUGAGACUGGCUGACGUGCGAGUGUGUGUAUUAAUGUGCGUGCUGUCCUAUGUGACAACAGCUGACAGCAGCGCUGUGGCCGUGGGCGCGCUGGUCACCCUCCUUUGCUUGCUGUUGGUGGGGCUGAUUUUGUGCCUGAAGAGGAAGGCGCUGGUUCAGAUGCUUUGCAUCAAUAAAAAGAGUGCGAUUCAAAAACUCAGAUCAGUUGGGCGAAAGAGAGCACCCAGCCCCCCGCAGUCUGUCUUCAGGGUCUCACCUCAGUGCAAGCCCCCCACUUUACCUCUACAGUCCAGAUGUGAUAAGUUGAUUCACCCCAGUUCAGAGCCUCUCCUCCCUCCACACAACUUCCACAGUUUGCGUCGGUUACCUGAAUGCUCCAGCAGGUUCCAGCCAGUCCACAUCAGCCACCCCACGCCCAUCACACUGGGGGUUGGCAUGGCCACAGGCCUGCAGUCCCUGCCCGCUGUCCCUCCUCACAGGACUCUGCUCUCUCACACACACUCACUGGGAAUAGCGGCAGGCUUCCACACACUUCCCCGCCAGCUGCCCUACACAAACAACCAGGACUAUGAGAAGCCCAGUCCCCCACAGAAGCCACUUCCAGCAGACCCCUUAAUCAGAGGCCGUGGUGUGGGCCGCAUCAUAUCCACAGAGGGAGUUCGGAUACAGGGGCCUGGUCCUCUACCCGUCUCGAUUCCAACUGUACCAAAACCACCCCCUUCCAUACCACUGCCAAACAGACCUCUUCCCAGAUUACCCCAGUCAUCUUAUGAUCACUGACAUACAGUAAGGACACCAAAACACUGAAGGUGAAUUUCACCAGCAUCUGAACACACAUGUUUGCACUAUAAAAAACUCUAUUGGACCAAGUGACCACCCCUGCAGAACUCCACUGAGUUUCCUACAGAGAAGAGGACUGACGUGACACCUUGGUGCUAUGCCCCCUCAGAAAAGGUGUUAAUUUGUCCUCGCUCGGGUACUGCAGAACUUUUUAAGAUGUAUAUUUAUUGUAAAAAAAAAAACAACAAAAAAAACGAUGUACUGUGAUUGACACUUUUUUACUGUAUAAUCAUUGUGACUUUUAUUACAGUUUUUUUAUAUAUAAAUUUGAAAAUAUGAGACCUUGUUCAUUACAAAAUAAGGGAUGCUUUUUUUUUAAGUGCUUUUUUUCCCUCUACUACAGUUUAUCUGCAAAGUUUGUGGUAAGAAGUGCGUUGGUGUUGUGAAGAUUAAAAAAAACAGACCUUUUAAAAACGACAGCCUGUCUGGGACACUGGAGUACAAACAGCAUCAGAUUUGAAUUAAACUAUCGAGAACCCUGGAACAGAAUCAGCCAGAGUGCAAAAAAAAACUUGCCAUAAAGGAUGAGAGCAAUUAUUGUUCACUCAUAGUUCAGUCAUCUGUGUUGUACUGUUUUAAUUUGUCAGGGAUAGUCAAGCUCCCGAACACUGACAGACCAACUUUUCUAGUUAAUAUUUAUGGUCCAAACACUUGGUGACGACAUUGGAUUGUGGUGUUGCUUUUUUCCCAACUCGUACUCGUGACAUUACACCAAACUGUGACACCACCGUCUUCACAGUUUCACAGAACAGUGCAAUCACUAUUCAGUGUUCUACAGCUUUCAUGCCUGUAUCAUCAUGGCCUUGUUGUGCUGUAUACACACUUUAAAGCCCCCAUGAAAUAGAAAUGAGUGUUUUCUGGCAUUUAGUCCAUGUUUGUUUGCUUUGAGGUCAUCUAUAUGCUAGUGUACUCCUAAACAUUGACAAAAUUCACUUUUAUCAAAUAUACACAUUUAAAAAGUGCAGUUUUUUCUUCUGGAAAAAUUGACUAAAAAUACUGAUGACUAAUCUUGCACUACAUAUUUUUGUCCAAUCAAAUGCUCCCUAGAAUAAGAAUGUCCCUUCCUUUGCAACCGACCAGCA
This is a messenger RNA of Myxocyprinus asiaticus (Chinese sucker), 4068 nucleotides long. RefSeq names its product disintegrin and metalloproteinase domain-containing protein 12-like. NCBI's taxonomy places the organism in Eukaryota, Metazoa, Chordata, Actinopteri, Cypriniformes, Catostomidae. The record is from RefSeq and is a predicted model, not a curated record. Gene Ontology annotation, biological process: proteolysis. Gene Ontology annotation, molecular function: metalloendopeptidase activity. The transcript has 23 exons. The coding region runs from base 23 to 2926 and encodes 967 amino acids.